Molecule: messenger RNA, 1898 nt
Organism: Ornithorhynchus anatinus (platypus)
Lineage: Eukaryota; Metazoa; Chordata; Mammalia; Monotremata; Ornithorhynchidae
Gene: NEU1
Product: neuraminidase 1
Exons: 6
Coding region: 107-1348 (413 amino acids)
Biological process (GO): oligosaccharide catabolic process; ganglioside catabolic process
Cellular component (GO): membrane; cytoplasm; lysosome
Molecular function (GO): exo-alpha-sialidase activity
Source: RefSeq, a predicted model, not a curated record
GUAGCGGGCAUCAGCUGAUCCAGCCGGGCAGUCUUGCCUCCCGGUGGGCGGCUAGCGGGAUCGGGAAUCCGCGAUCGGGGAGCGGGAGCCAGGAACGGCUCGGUCUAUGGGAGAGCGGGAGGCAGAGAGGCGGCCCGGCCGUGCGGAGCCAAGAUGGGGGCGGCCCGGGCCCCUCCUGCUCCUCCCCACCCUGUUCCUGCUGCUGGGGGGAAACCCCGGCUGGGGGCUGCGGGGCCUCGGGGUUGAGGACGCCGGCCAGGUGCAGCCCCUCGUGACCCUGGAGCAGCUCCUGUGGGUGAGCGGGAAGCAGAUCGGCUCCGUCGACACCUUCCGCAUCCCGCUGAUCGCCGCCACCCCCCGCGGGACCCUCCUGGCCUUCGCCGAGGCCCGGAAGAUGUCCGCGUCCGACGCGGGGGCCAAGUUCAUCGCCUCGCGACGCUCGGUGGACGGAGGCUCCACGUGGUCGCCCACCGCCUUCAUCGUGGACGACGGGGAGGCGCCCGACGGGCUGAACCUGGGCGCCGUGGUGUCGGACGAGGACACGGGCGUCGUCUUCCUCUUCUUCUCCCUGUGCGCCCACCAGGCCGGCUGCCCCGUCUCCUCCACCAUGCUCAUCUGGAGCAAGGAUGACGGGGUCAGCUGGAGCGCCCCGCGCAACCUGUCCCUGGAAAUCGGCACCGAGACCUUCGCCCCGGGGCCCGGCUCCGGCAUCCAGAAGCGGCACGAGCCGCAGCGGGGCCGCCUGAUCGUGUGUGGCCACGGCACCCUGGACCGCGACGGCGUCUUCUGCCUCCUCAGCGACGACCACGGGGCCUCCUGGCGGUACGGCGCCUCCCUCCGCGGCCUCCCCUUCGGCCAGCCCAAGCACGACCACGACUUCAACCCGGACGAGUGCCAGCCCUACGAGCUGCCCGACGGCUCGGUGGUGAUCAACGCUCGGAACCAGAACAACUACCACUGCCGCUGCCGCAUCAUCCUGCGCAGCUACGAUGCCUGCGAAACCCUGCGGCCCCGGGACGUGACCUUCGACUCCGAGCUGGUGGACCCCGUGGUGGCCGCCGGGGCCGUGGCCACCCGGUCCGGCCUGGUCUUCUUCUCCAACCCGGCCCACCCCAAGCAGCGGGUGAACCUGACCCUGCGCUGGAGCCUCAGCAAUGAUUCCUCAUGGGGGAAGGAGACGGUCCAGCUGUGGCCCGGCCCCAGCGGCUACUCCUCCCUGGCCACCGUGGAGGCCGCCAACUCACAGGGAAACUGGGCCUCCCAGCUCUACGUCCUGUACGAGAAAGGGCGCAGCCACUACACGGAGGCCAUCUCUCUGGUGAAGGUCAGCGUCUACGGGACCUUGUGAGAAUGGCCGAGGGGGGAGGACUGGAUGCCCCGCUCCCCCCCCUCUGCCCCCUAACACCUUGAGACUCAACCCUCCACCGAGGGUCCUUUGCACAGGCCGCUCCGGUUAAGACGGCCCUUCCUUCCCUUCCCCCCCCCCCCCCCCCAGAAAACCCUUCCCUCUGGCUGCUCUAUAGAUGGUUUUUCUUCCCCGAAACCCAUUUGAUGGAUCACGUGUACAUGAAUCUGUUCCUACAUCAAGUCCCUCCUCAGGGCCUAAAAUGGCCCCUUCCUGCUGCUGGCUCUACCCCACCUUCCUUCGGGUAGGGGGAGCCUCUUUACCAGUAAAUUGGAUCUGUGCAGGGGGAGGCUGCCUUCUCUGCCAUUCCCUCCCUCCACUUCAGGUUAUCAUAACCUCUUGUAGGUGUGGUCUCAACCCCUGCCCUGCAGGAGGCUCAGGUGGGGGCAUAGGGAGGGGCCCGGUGGCCCCGUGGUAUUUAUUUUGCUGAGUUCUACUGCCCCAACCCUUCCCACCUUUAACCCCAGUUCCAAGAAUCAUUAAGGUAAGAAUC